UCGUAAAUAAUGUAACAAAAGGGAUUUAAGAGUCUAUGGGCCAAAAGUAAAGCCCACAAACAGUAGCCGGGUAAGGCUUUACUUUGUUGAGAGAAAUCUUUCGAGUGACGCCGUCCGCCGCAAACCGCCGAAUUUGAUCAAAACCCCAAAUUCCAACCUAAAUUCUUAAAGUCUUAUUCAUCUUCUCCGACUAGGGUGGAAUACUCAUGGAAGACGCCCACCAAGAUAGCAAAUCACACCCAGAGCUUUCCCUUCUUCCCCAGAAACCUUCUGAGAACAUCAAUGGCGGAGGUAGCCAGAAGAGGGUUCCCAAACGAUUCGUCAAGAGCCAAAUCCCGGAUUCCAUCCUCAACGAUCCAGCCCUCAAUGCCGCCAUCGCUCUCUUACCCUCCAACUACAAUUUCGAGGUCCACAAGUCCGUGUGGCGCGUCCGCUCCACUAACGCCUCACGCGUGGCGCUCCAGCUCCCCGAAGGACUUCUAAUGUACUCGCUCGUUCUCUCCGACAUCAUCUCCACCUUCGGCGGCGCUUCGCACUGCUUAGUCCUCGGCGACGUGACCUACGGUGCUUGCUGUGUCGACGACUUAGCUGCCUCCGCCCUCGGCGCUGAACUCCUCAUCCACUACGGCCACAGCUGCCUGGUUCCCGUCCACGUUACCGCCGUGCCGUGCCUCUACGUCUUCGUCGACAUAACAAUUGACGUCGAUUGCUUAAUCGAGACCAUCGAUCUCAACCUCCGAUCCACCCCGAGCAUCGUCCUCGCAGGAACGAUCCAGUUCGCCUCUGCCAUCCGUUCCGCCAAGCCAGAGCUCGAACGCCGCGGAUUCACUGUCCAGAUUCCCCAAUCGAAACCCUUAUCCGCCGGGGAAGUUCUCGGCUGCACCGCCCCGAAGAUCUCACCUUCAAUGAGCGCAAACGACACCGUAAUCGUAUUCGUGGCCGAUGGGAGAUUCCAUCUGGAGGCGAUGAUGAUCGCGAAUCCGGGAGUGAGAACAUUCCGGUAUGAUCCGUACAUGAGGAAGCUGUUCUUGGAGGAGUACGACCAGAAGGGAAUGAGGGAGACAAGGAGAAAAGCUAUCACCAAAGCGAAGGAGGCGACGAAUUGGGGAAUGAUUCUGGGGACCUUGGGAAGGCAAGGGAACCCAAGAAUUCUCGAACAUUUGGAGAAGAAGAUGAAAGAGAAAGGGUUUUCUUACACCGUCGUGCUCAUGUCGGAGAUUAGUCCGGCGAGAAUAGGGUUGUUUGAGGACUCUGUUGAGGCAUGGGUUCAGAUAGCUUGUCCAAGGCUCUCCAUUGAUUGGGGCGAGGCUUUCACAAAGCCGCUUCUGACGUCGUUUGAGGCAGACAUUGCUCUGGGCUCCAUUCCCGGUUGGUGGGAGAAGAAGAAGAAGAAUGAUUCCGGUUGCUGUGGAGGGAGAGAAAGCUCGAACUCUUCCUCUUGUGGCAGCUGCUGCGAUAAUGGAGGAGAAGAGAAUUAUCCCAUGGAUUACUAUGCUCAAGAUGGAGGAGAAUGGAAUUCCUCUUAUGUCAAAACGACAUUAAGACCUCUUAGGAAAAGACUAGUUUGAUGUCGUUUUGAUUGCAAACAUUAAAUUUGUUUUGUUUUGUGUGAUUUUUAUUUGAUUAGAUGCAUUUUUGUGACAAGUAAUUGAUAUUAUUGAUAGACCCAUUUUUGUUACGGGAACUGAUCUGAACCAUAUAGGAAUAGGAUAGAAGAAGACACUGUUUGGUUGGUUUUAAUCAAAUGUGUUAUUCACAGACUUUUCCUACAUCCAAUGAAAGAUACAACACUUAAUAAAAAGUACUAUAUUCUCUUACAAA
This is a messenger RNA of Humulus lupulus (European hop), 1821 nucleotides long. RefSeq lists its product as uncharacterized. The transcript has a single exon. NCBI's taxonomy places the organism in Eukaryota, Viridiplantae, Streptophyta, Magnoliopsida, Rosales, Cannabaceae. Gene Ontology annotation, biological process: protein histidyl modification to diphthamide. The record is from RefSeq and is a predicted model, not a curated record. Gene Ontology annotation, molecular function: 2-(3-amino-3-carboxypropyl)histidine synthase activity. Bases 207 to 1568 code for a protein of 453 amino acids.